UUUUUCAAUUCUUUUCGAGUGAACUUUCUAAGCUCACGGAGCGUUCGUGUAACGUAAUUUAAAUCCAUAGUCAUCGGCUUGGAUUUAAUUUUAUUUUAGAAUUUAUAAAAUAAAAGCCGAAGCAAAAUGCCGCCUAAGUUCGAUCCCAAUGAAAUUAAAAUCGUAAACCUAAGAUGUGUCGGUGGAGAAGUCGGUGCCACAUCCUCCUUGGCUCCUAAAAUCGGUCCUCUCGGUCUAUCGCCCAAAAAGGUUGGUGACGAUAUCGCCAAGGCCACCGGAGACUGGAAGGGUCUGAAGAUUACCGUGCAGUUGAUCGUACAGAACAGACAAGCACAGAUCUCUGUCGUCCCAUCUGCAGCUGCUUUGGUCAUCAGAGCACUGAAAGAACCGCCACGUGACCGCAAGAAGCAAAAGAACAUCAAACACAAUGGAAACAUCACCUUAGAAGAUGUCAUUGGAAUCGCCAAAAUCAUGAGGCCGAGAUCUAUGGCCCGACAACUGUCUGGCACAGUAAAGGAGAUCCUAGGAACCGCACAGUCUGUUGGCUGCACCAUCGACGGACGUCCCCCACAUGAUCUCAUCGUGGACAUCAACAACGGAACACUUACCAUUGAUGAAUAAAUUAUGAGAUCAUA
Aricia agestis (brown argus) is the source of this 635-nucleotide messenger RNA. It is a transcript of the gene RpL12, whose product is annotated as 60S ribosomal protein L12. Gene Ontology annotation, molecular function: large ribosomal subunit rRNA binding; structural constituent of ribosome. The transcript has 4 exons. Gene Ontology annotation, biological process: translation. The record is from RefSeq and is a predicted model, not a curated record. Bases 127 to 621 code for a protein of 164 amino acids. Lineage: Eukaryota; Metazoa; Arthropoda; Insecta; Lepidoptera; Lycaenidae. Gene Ontology annotation, cellular component: ribosome; cytosolic large ribosomal subunit.